UCUAUUGGCUAUUCUCCAACUGUCAGAGUGCGAGUAAGCAAUUAGAGAUAUGCAGAAAACUGUGUAGCAAAUGUGUAACAAGUGGCUCAUAGUUGGUGAAAGUAGAAUAAAUGGACUAUGCACUGCCACCAAAACAUGAUGACUGCGUCUGCACAGCUGUGUUUGCUGGCAUAUUUAACUCUGACUUUGGGAUUGACUUUGGGUUUGGGCCCAAACAAAAACAUGGGGUUUACGUUCCUCUUACCAGCUGGAAGCACAGAGUGUUUUUACCAAAGGACGGCGAUGAACGACAGCAUGGAAGUUGAAUACCAGGUGAUCGCAGGGUCAGGUCUGGAUGUUGGGUUUAUCCUCCUCUCACCCACCGGACAUCGGCUAGUCUCUGACUUCAGGAGGUCUGAUGGUAUCCACAUGGUGGAUCCCACAGUUGAUGGAGACUACCGGUUAUGUUUUGACAACAGCUUCAGUAAAAUGUCAGAGAAGAUGGUGUUUUUUGAGGUCGUCAUUAAUAAUCAGAACAGCAAAAACGGAGGCCAAGAUGAUUGGUUAGAGACUGUAACUUCAGACAGCAUGGUGGACUACAAAAUGGAAGACAUCAGGGCGAGAAUGGACUCUGUGCACCGGCACCUGGAGAAAAGCCAUCAGGUCCAGGCCAUGCUGAGGGCAUUUGAGGCGAGAGACCGCUACCUUCUGGAGGACAACUUGUGGCGAGUGUCCUUUUGGUCCUGCGUAAACCUGUCGGUCAUGCUCACUGUUGCUGUUGUUCAAAUUUACACCCUCCGACGCCUCUUUGUCAACACCAAGCAGGUCCGCACAUAACAAAACCAUCCUUACCUCCAUCGACGAAAGACUAGCAGAAAACACUCAACUGACAUGGGAGCUGAAUUUAAAGGAAUAGUUUACAUCAUUUUAAAAAGCUGGUUUUUGCACUGGAUUUUUUUUUUAAUUGUCAAAAACUGUUCCCUUUGAUGCAUUGUGGAAACCAC
This is a messenger RNA of Maylandia zebra (zebra mbuna), 983 nucleotides long. Its product is annotated as transmembrane emp24 domain-containing protein 1. Lineage: Eukaryota; Metazoa; Chordata; Actinopteri; Cichliformes; Cichlidae. The record is from RefSeq and is a predicted model, not a curated record.